GCGAUUAUGUUCUUACUUCUGAAGAUCUUUCAAGUUCAUCUCCUUUGUUAAUUUAUACUGCUACCAUGGUACCUAAUUCAUAUAUUCCUGAUAAUCAAGGUGGACAAGAAAGUUUUGUAAUGGCGAGACGGUUAUAUAACGGAGUCACUAAUAAUAAAAAUAUUAAGUCAAAACCUUCAAGUACUACAAGUAAUACAAGAGUAACUUCAGAAGUUGAACUUGAUAUACAUCUUGACAGUAUUGAAGAAAAAAUUAAUCCACGUAACCUGUUGGAUAAUAAACAUUCAAAUGAUAAAACCACAUCUUUUAAUUUUGCUGACCUUAUUUUACAAAUCCAAAAAAGGACUCCUUCCGCUAGAACAACCUACGUGGAACCCUCCUCGUCAACUGCCAAUUGUGAAUCUUCAUCUCAGAAUACAAAUCAAAGUAUUCCUUCUCGUGUGACUCAUGUUGAAGAUGAAGAUGAUACCUUUAUAAGUGAUAAUGAUUCUAUUAAGCCUUCUCAUGUUCAAUAG
Molecule: messenger RNA, 515 nt
Organism: Dentiscutata heterogama
Lineage: Eukaryota; Fungi; Glomeromycota; Glomeromycetes; Diversisporales; Gigasporaceae
Source: the annotation of a GenBank genome assembly